UUAACCCAUGUUCACAUGAUUGCAUAUUGUUUUUUAAAGCAAUCCUCUACCAACUGAACAUACAAAACCCAAAUUUUGGUGCCGAUAAAAGAGUACAAAACAUUAAUAUGAAAGUCUCCUGUUGCCGAUAUGGGCACAAUUGUAGUAUAAGCUCUGAUUUCAGGGAUUUGGACAAAUGACCUAUACAUAUACCUAUAAGUGUAUUGGUGUGAAGACAUGUUUCUGUAGACCCAUUCUCUUUAGUAUCACUGUCUUGCAACGGCUUGCCAAGGUUGAAUGUGUGACUAGUUAAUGUCAAAGACUUAUUGGGAAAGCAGUUAUUUUACUGCAAGUAUAGUGGAAACACUUAAGGAAGUAAUUUUCAUAAUAAAUUGACUGAAUUCUCAACACAGCAAACACAACAAAGAGAGAAGGUUACAACAAAGACUUCUAAUCCAAGAAACUCAAUGACAUCGUAACAUACAAUGAGAGGACUGAAAUCAUGAUGCUUCUCAAGGAAAUAGACAGAAGACUUCAACGCCCUUCAUGAGGUCAAACAAUGGAGAAUUCAUCAUCUCUGCAUGUAGAACAUCAGCUCUGGACAAUGAAGAUAGAAACUGUCUUCAUCAAUAACAGAUCUAAACAUUCCUCAGUUUUGAGCUCACUGGAGCUGAUGGGAUGGACUUCCAUCAUGUCACAGAUCAGCUGCUGUAAAUGAUAUAAAAGCAAGAGAGAGCACCUACAGAUACAUCAGUGAGAUACAUCACACACUCAUCAUGACCUUCACCAUCUUCUCUAUCACCUGCCUUGCCCUGGUGGCCUCUGCUCUGGGUUGUGGAAUCCCUGCGAUUAAACCGCAGACGAUCGGCAGCAGGAUUGUGAACGGACAGAAUGCCAUCUCUGGUUCUUGGCCCUGGCAGGUCUCUCUUCAGCAAGCCAAUGGUUUCCACUUCUGCGGAGGAUCCUUGAUCAAUGAGAACUGGGUUCUCACUUCUGCCCAAUGCGCUGUCGUGGUCAGCUCUCACCAUGUCAUUCUUGGAGAACAUAAUCGUGGCUCCAAUGAUGAACCCAUCCAGAUCCAACUAGUUUCCAAGGUCAUCACCCAUCCACUCUUCAACAGAACAACCUUCAACAAUGACAUUGCUCUGCUGAAACUGUCGUCUCCAGUCACAUUCACUCCUCGUAUCUCUCCUGUAUGCCUGGCUCCAUCAAACGCCAGGAUCGUGCCUGGAACGCGCUGCUUCACCACUGGCUGGGGCCAGACUGCUACUAUAACGAGUCCUAUGAUCCUGCAGCAAACAGGCGUUCCCAUCAUUAGUCCUGCUGUGUGCAGGCAGAUGUGGAGUCAGAGCAGAAUCACUGAUGCCAUGAUCUGUGCUGGAGCUUCCGGUUCCUCAUCUUGCAAGGGUGAUACUGGUGGUCCUCUGGUGUGUGAGAUUUCAGGGCUCUGGACUCUGGUGGGCUCUGUGUCUUUUGAAAAAAGCACUUGUGACCCCCGUUUCCCUGCAGUCUACUCCAACAUCUCCCAACUGCGCUCUUGGAUUGACAAGACUAUUGCUUUCAACUAGAUCACCAGUCUGAAUAUUUAUUUUCUGUCUUUGAUUCCCUGUUGGUGGUCUUUUUGUUUGUGGGUUUGGGUCAGUCAGUGACUUCAUACUGUUUUCCUAUUUCAGCUGUACAGAUAAUGAAAACCUUUCAAUAAAUGACAUAAGAAAAACAAAAAAAGCAAUGGAGAAUGUUAAAGAGUGUAAUUAAUGACAUGUUAUAUCUGACGGGUGAUAACAGACCAGUCCUCUGCUCAAUAUGACUUGUGCUGCAGUCUGGAAUUAAACCACAUCAUGU
Carassius carassius (crucian carp) is the source of this 1821-nucleotide messenger RNA. RefSeq names its product chymotrypsin-like protease CTRL-1. The transcript has 7 exons. Gene Ontology annotation, biological process: proteolysis. Bases 756 to 1547 code for a protein of 263 amino acids. Lineage: Eukaryota; Metazoa; Chordata; Actinopteri; Cypriniformes; Cyprinidae. Gene Ontology annotation, molecular function: serine-type endopeptidase activity. The record is from RefSeq and is a predicted model, not a curated record.